UACUUGGAGGAUACAUUUCAAAGUCGUCUUGUGAUGAAAAGAUCUGGAAAAAAAAAUUACUACUUCAUAAUGUUUCAUAAAUUUAACUAGAAAAUAAAAUAAAGCUUUUAUAAAAAAAAUUAAUAAGUUAUAUUUAAACUUCUUCUAUUGACUUCAAUAAUAUAUUUAGUUUAUCAUACUGUAGUGACACAUUGUUCUUCAGAUUUCAAAAAGUUCAAGUUUAUCCAGCUCUUUAAACAGAUAAUCCCUUAUUGAAGUUUUGGAAUGUUAGAUCAUCUAUAUAAAAAGAAUUCUAGACUAAGCGAUUUAUUGUGAUGACAAUGGACAAUUCAAAUAAAUUCAUGCGUUUUAUAAUUCCUUUUUAAAUUCUUUCUCAAUGAAGAGGAAUAGUAGAAAGGGAUUAUUAUACUGAAUUUAUAAUGUCUGAGAAAACAUUGUUGAAAGCUCAAAGUCAGAAAAAGACUUAUGAUUUAAAUAUAGGAAACAUAUCAGAAAAAUUGGAUUUAGUAGACUUUGUGCCGAAAAAAACAACCAGAAGAUGUUUUCUCGGACUAAGGCAUGUAGCAACAUUAGUAGGGUUCUUGACUUGCUUUCUGCAGAAUGCAAUGAGGAUGGUUUUAGGCGUUGGCAUCGUAGCCAUGGUGAAACACAGCCAGACUAAUGAAUCGUCGAAUGUAAAUGCAAGUGAAAUAUCUUGCCCAUUGCCAUCCAAUCCUCCUAAUGUCGUUGUUGGAUCAAACUUCCAAGGAGAAUUUGAUUGGAGUACAGAACUUCAAGGCUACAUUGUAGGGAUUGGAUUUUUAAGUUUCCUUAUGACAAAUAUACCAGCAGGAAGACUCGUCGAUGCGGUUGGAUCAAAGACAGUGUUGGUGCUUUCAAGCGCUAUAUCGGGAAUACUUAUCCUCAUUUCCCCUUUUGCAGCAAGAUGGCAUGUUUAUGCCCUGAUGGCAGUUCAGUUUCUGAGAGGUGCAGCACAGGGUUUCACAACACCGACGAUAUUCAAGCUGAUUAGCAACUGGAUCCCAAGAAAUGAAAGAGGAACCUUGUCCACCUUGGUUGUAUGCGGAUUUGCUUCUGGCAUUGCCAUUUCUGGUAUGGUGACAGGGUGGAUAUGUGAUGUUCCUGGUCUAGGCUGGCCAUCUGCCUUUUAUAUUUUUGGAAUAUUUACUGUUCUCCUAUCAGUUAUUUUCCACUUCAUAUAUUACGAAUAUCCUGAAGACCAUCCUUGGAUAACAGAAGAAGAAUUGAAUUAUAUUACUGAUGGACUUGAAACUAAAACAUCUGAAAAGAAACUUCCCACUCCAUGGAAAAAGAUGCUUAGCUCGAUCCCUAGCUACGCUUACUUUUAUGGAUUAUUCGGUCACUACUGGGCAACCGCUUAUUUCAUAUCUGUUCACCCAGCGUUCAUGGGAACGAUUUUACACUACCCCAUGACUCAGAAUGGAAUCCUUUCAAGCUUGCCAGUAUUACUGCAAAGCGUUGGUGGUGUCUUUGCUAGCUUGAUAUCCUACUGGAUAUCGAAGAAGAAUUUAAUAGGACUAAACAAGUUCAGAAAAAUCACAACGGUUUUUGGUGCUUUUGGAUUCUCACUUUGCAUGGCUGGGAUACUACUCGCUGAAUGUGACAGCGUCAUCAACAUCAUGUGUUUCGCCCUGUCCCUGUUUCUUACGGGGAUAGGACUUUCUGGAAUAAUGAUCGCGGGUGUGGACAUGGCUCCUGCAUUUGCAGGGUCCCUUAUGGGUAUUGCUUCUACUUUUGCUGGAACAUCAUGUGCUUUGAUUCCUAUCAUAACAGGACUGGUAACUUCGCAUGAAACGCUUUCUGAAUGGAGAAUAGUUUUCUGGAUAAAUCUAGGAGUUGUCGGUAGUAGCGGACUUAUUUACACACUGUUUGGUUCAGCUGAGGUGCAGUCUUGGAAUUAUUCCGAAGUCGAACAAGCAGCAGAUGGCUCAAAUGAAGAUAAACGUAAUUCAGAAAAUGGCAUCAAUCUAUUGAAGGAAAUAAAAAAACUGUAAAUACGUACAAAAUAAUGCUGUGAUACUUUACAGCAAAAUCAAGAAUCUCUCAGGGAAAUCAGAAUCUCUCAAGGAAAAGAAUGAGAACGCUCAAAGGCCGAAAUCCAAAUAUUGCUAUUAACACUGAUGACUAACUGUAAUUCCUUGAAUAUCUUAUAAACCAUUUUGUAAUGAAACA
Messenger RNA from Argiope bruennichi, 2193 nucleotides. Its product is annotated as sodium-dependent phosphate transport protein 3-like. Gene Ontology annotation, biological process: monoatomic anion transport; transmembrane transport. NCBI's taxonomy places the organism in Eukaryota, Metazoa, Arthropoda, Arachnida, Araneae, Araneidae. Bases 420 to 2015 code for a protein of 531 amino acids. Gene Ontology annotation, molecular function: transmembrane transporter activity. The transcript has 11 exons. The record is from RefSeq and is a predicted model, not a curated record.